GGGCCGGCGGGAGCCCGGCGCUGAUUGGCCGGCCUGGCCGGCGGGCCCCCGCCGCUGGUUCGUAGCCGGCGCCGCGGCCUGGGUUGGGAUGUGAGGAGCGGCGGGUUCCGGGCUCCGGGCUCCUGGUGGCGGCGGCUGUGAGCGGCGGCACUGCGGCGUAGGCAGCGGGCGAGGCCAGCGGGCGCCGUCGGCGGCCGGCCCUGUCGGCCGCGGGAUGAGGAAGCGGACCGAGCCCGUCGCCUUGGAGCAUGAGCGGUGCGCCGCCCCGGGCUCGUCCUCCUCCGGCUCGGCCGCCGCGGCGCUGGACGCCGACUGCCGCCUGAAGCAGAACCUACGCCUGACGGGCCCGGGGGCGGCCGAGCCGCGCUGCGCAGCCGACGCGGGAAUGAAGCGGGCGCUGGGCAGGCGAAAGGGCCUGUGGUUGCGCCUGAGGAAGAUACUUUUCUGUGUUUUGGGGUUGUACAUUGCCAUUCCAUUUCUCAUCAAACUAUGUCCUGGAAUACAGGCCAAACUGAUUUUCUUGAAUUUCGUAAGGGUUCCCUAUUUCAUUGAUUUGAAAAAACCACAGGAUCAAGGUUUGAAUCACACGUGUAACUACUACCUGCAGCCAGAGGAAGACGUGACCAUUGGAGUCUGGCACACCGUCCCUGCAGUCUGGUGGAAGAACGCCCAAGGCAAAGACCAGAUGUGGUAUGAGGAUGCCUUGGCUUCCAGUCACCCUAUCAUUCUGUACCUGCAUGGGAACGCAGGUACCAGAGGAGGCGACCACCGCGUGGAGCUUUACAAGGUGCUGAGUUCCCUUGGUUACCAUGUGGUCACCUUUGACUACAGAGGUUGGGGUGACUCGGUGGGAACACCAUCUGAGCGGGGCAUGACCUAUGACGCACUCCACGUUUUUGACUGGAUCAAAGCAAGAAGUGGUGACAACCCCGUGUACAUCUGGGGCCACUCUCUGGGCACUGGUGUGGCGACAAAUCUAGUGCGGCGCCUCUGUGAGCGAGAGACGCCUCCAGAUGCCCUUAUAUUGGAAUCUCCAUUCACUAAUAUCCGCGAAGAAGCUAAGAGCCAUCCAUUUUCAGUGAUAUAUCGAUACUUCCCUGGGUUUGACUGGUUCUUCCUUGAUCCUAUUACAAGCAGUGGAAUUAAAUUUGCAAAUGAUGAAAAUGUGAAGCACAUCUCCUGUCCCCUGCUCAUCCUGCACGCUGAGGACGACCCGGUGGUGCCCUUCCAUCUUGGCAGAAAGCUCUAUAGCAUCGCCGCACCAUCUCGAAGCUUCCGAGACUUCAAAGUUCAGUUUGUGCCCUUUCAUUCAGACCUUGGCUACAGGCACAAAUACAUUUACAAGAGCCCUGAGCUGCCACGGAUACUGAGGGAAUUCCUGGGGAAGUCGGAGCCUGAGCACCAGCACUGAGCCUGGCCGUGGGAAGGAAGCAUGAAGACCUCUGCCCUCCUCCCGUUUUCCUCCAGUCAGCAGCCCGGCAUCCUGGAGCCCCCGGGGGGCCAGCGCCUGCAAUGCUCAGGAGCCCAGCUCGCACCUGGAGAGGACUCAGUUGCCAGGCGGGGAGGCUCCUGCAGGCCCGCAGUGCCCAGAGGUCUGAGCAUGGCUGUGUGGAAAGCGUGGGUGGCAGGCAUGUGGCUCUCCUUGCUGCCCCUCAACCUGAGAUCUUUAUUGGGAGACUGGCAGCAGGCAGCCAUCACUGCCUAGUUGAUGCUGCACUGAGCUGGGCAGGGGGAGUCCAGACAGGGGACUCUGGGGGCUCGGGACCAUGCUGAGCUUUCUGGCACCACCCACAGAGAAUGUGGGGUCCAGGUUCUUUCUGCGCCUUCCCAGCACAUGCAGAAUGACUCCAGUGGUUCCAUCGUCCCCUCCUGCCCUGUGUACCUGCUUGCCUUUCUCAGCUGCCCCGCCUCCCCUGGGCUGGCCCACUCACCCACAGUGGAGGUGCCCGGGAUCUGCACUUCCUCCCCUUUCACCUACCUGUAUGCCUAACCUGGCCUUAGACUGAGCUUUAUUUAAGAAUAAAAUCGUGGUGGUGGUC
Molecule: messenger RNA, 2039 nt
Organism: Symphalangus syndactylus (siamang)
Lineage: Eukaryota; Metazoa; Chordata; Mammalia; Primates; Hylobatidae
Gene: ABHD12
Product: abhydrolase domain containing 12, lysophospholipase
Biological process (GO): phosphatidylserine catabolic process; monoacylglycerol catabolic process
Cellular component (GO): endoplasmic reticulum membrane
Molecular function (GO): phosphatidylcholine lysophospholipase A1 activity; monoacylglycerol lipase activity
Source: RefSeq, a predicted model, not a curated record